UAGGUGGUAUUCACGUGACGUCACGGAAGAGCAGUCUGGCGGGCGCUGUAGCGGAAAGGGCACAAGCUGCGUUGGCCACUAUGAAACCGCCAUAUUUUUGGGGAGUCGGUGUCAACAAAGCCUAUCUCCGCUGUUGAAGCGCUGACGAUGUGUGUGUUUUUUUUACUUUAGGAGGAGUCACUAAAGUGCCUAUCUCUUGCAACUUUGCAAGCAUGAAUGCCAGCCCCUCAUUAAUGCACUUAAGCACGUACGCGCAGAAUUUAGAGUCCGGUGCGAAGGUGCGCUACGUCGAGAAAGUGGAGCUUUGCGGUGGCGUCGAUCCACUUAUGCUUACUGGCAAAGAGGCGUCAUUUGAUCUCGCGCUCGUACCCAAGGUAGAACUUUCUGAUAUUAAGGACUACCUUGUGCACGCUACAAGCUUCAUAACUCACGAACAGCUGAAAGCAAGAAAAUCCCUGGAGUCGCACAACUAUUUGACCAGCGGCUUUGUUCAAGAACCCCAGCUGAGAAGACACGGCGAGCACGUCAUUGUGCGCACGAAGGUAAAUCACUCCCAGGCAAUUUCCACUCAGCCACUCGAGCCAUGGCUUCUUGUCAAGCAGGAUGGAAUGGUCAAAGCUGCACACUGCACGUGUAUGGCGGGUCUCGGCGAAGCCUGCUCACACAUUGGUGCACUGCUCUUCUAUUUAGAAGCAGCUUCAAACUUUCGUGAUGGUCAGGCUUGCACUGAUAAGGAAAAUGCAUGGCUGCCUCCAUACUCAAGUACUGUGCCUUGUGCGCCACUUGCACACAUCGACUUUGCGUCAGCUACCACCAAGAAAAGGCGGCUAGAUGGACAUCGAUCAUCAUCCUCAAAGAAACCAGCCACCACUAUUGAGAGGCCUUCACAGUGCGAAUGGAAGGGCUUUCUCGACAGAAUUAAGAAGGCUGGCAAAUAUUCUGCAGUGUUGGCACUGAAAAAGGACUAUUGCGAGGAGUUCAUUCCUGUGCAAGUGAAGCACUCCACUGCUCUUCUCGGACACUUGGCAAGAGACAAGCCAUUGUCAAGGGAUGCGAUGCUGGAGGAGUGCGAAAUGUUUGCCCAGGCGUAUGUUGUAGAGCCAAAGGUCUGUAAAGAUGUGGAAGCGGCAACGAGAGGUCAGUCGGCCUCACCAACAUGGUUCGCCUUCAGAGCAGGCCGGGUCACAGCAUCGACAGCCCACGCAGCUUGCCGAACGACUUUGACUCAGCCAUCUGUGAGCCUGGUUAAGAAGAUCUGCUACCCGGAGGAGAGCAAGUUUUCUUCUCCUGCAACUAAUUGGGGUCUGCGCAAGGAGGACAUUGCCAGGAACCAAUACGUUGCUGAAGCAUCCAGCCAGCACAAAGAGUUUGUUUGCAACAAGUCUGGAUUGCAUAUUAGUUCACAUGAGCCCCACAUGGCAGCAAGCCCAGAUGGCCUGAUUUCUUGUGCCUGCUGCCAAGAUGGCGUUUUAGAAAUUAAGUGCCCAUAUUCAGCUGCUUGUGUAAAGGACGUUGUGACCCAGAAAAGUUGCUGCUAG
Messenger RNA from Dermacentor silvarum, 1538 nucleotides. RefSeq lists its product as uncharacterized. The coding region runs from base 213 to 1538 and encodes 441 amino acids. Gene Ontology annotation, molecular function: zinc ion binding. The record is from RefSeq and is a predicted model, not a curated record. Lineage: Eukaryota; Metazoa; Arthropoda; Arachnida; Ixodida; Ixodidae. The transcript has 3 exons.